Messenger RNA from Didymodactylos carnosus, 234 nucleotides. The record is from the annotation of a GenBank genome assembly. Lineage: Eukaryota; Metazoa; Rotifera; Eurotatoria; Philodinida; Philodinidae.
AUGGUUGGCUCUCAUGUUGAAACUAAGUUCUGUCCAUUAAAAUGGAUUGUGCCCGAAAAUAAACAAACAUUAUAUUCAAUUUGUGCUUGCAAAUACACAAAAUCUCCACCAUAUUGUGACGCUACUCACACAUCACUGCCGAGUGUUAUUCGUGAUCAAAUAUUGUCGUGCUCGAAAGAACAUUUAUCUGAAUUAAAAUUAUGUGACGGCUGUGGAUGGGUUCCAGACUGGUGA